This is a messenger RNA of Trichomonas vaginalis G3, 4719 nucleotides long. RefSeq names its product guanylate cyclase protein. The coding region runs from base 1 to 4719 and encodes 1572 amino acids. Gene Ontology annotation, biological process: cGMP biosynthetic process; receptor guanylyl cyclase signaling pathway; intracellular signal transduction. The record is from RefSeq and is a predicted model, not a curated record. The transcript has a single exon. Gene Ontology annotation, molecular function: guanylate cyclase activity; peptide receptor activity. NCBI's taxonomy places the organism in Eukaryota, Parabasalia, Trichomonadida, Trichomonadidae.
AUGGCUGAACCAUCCAUGUCCAAGUCCAUGUCAGCCACUUCUGAUAAUUAUGAAACCAAUAAAAUUCAUGCAACCAAUCUUUGUCUUGGGAAAUCAAAGUGGAUUGAUUCAAUUUUUCCAAUCUACGACCAAAUGAUGCAAAAAACAAAGUUCCCAACAUGGGUAAUGAGCUUUAUAACAAUAAUUCUUAUGAUGCAAACAUUAUCCGUUGGGCUUUGGAUCUAUUCUCCAAUCUUUGAUAACGUUACACCAAAGUGGAGGAAUUUUUAUAUUAAAUUAUUAACAGUAUUCAUAUUUACCGAUCCUUUAGAUGUUUCAAAUACAAACGGAAUCACAAUGAUCAUAUCGAUAUGCGUGGCACUAUUCUCCCUUGUCUAUAUGUUAUUCCUAGCAUGGUAUCAGAAGAAAUUUUACCAAAUCCCACCAGUUUACCUCUAUAUUUGCUCUUUUAUUAUUGAUAUCGUUGACUCCCUUUUCAUAAUUCCGAGUGUCAACGUCAUAGAUCAUGGUGUUGUAUCAUUAAAGUACGGAUAUCAUCCAGUAUUUGUUGCUGAGAUCGUUGUGGGAGCAGUUUCCUUUGUUGCAUUCUCAGGAAUUUUCUUAAUAACAACAAAUUUGAAAUCCCGAUCAGUUGUUCUUACGAAUUUAUUAUUCCCGUUGUUCGAUCACUUUGCUGUUACACUAUGGGUCAUUGCAACCUCAUUCUUUUCAUUAAUUUCAGCCCUCUUUAACUAUUACCAUGACUGGUUAUAUCUUGUUGGCAAUACAAUUCACUUAUUAUUGACGAUUUUUAUUUGCUACAAGUUCUCAUACAUGCCAUUCUACGAACUUUGGAGAAACUCAAUGUGUAUGGCAUUCAGUAUCACUAGUAUUGCAUUGGAUCUCAACUAUUAUGUCCUUGACUUGACAGGCCUUACUUAUAACUAUACAAUUAUUGUUUAUAUUUGUGCUUUCUUCAUUAGUUUAGUUCUAUCACAAAUCUAUUUCAAGUAUGCAGUUAAGAAGAUUAAAAAGCAACUUACCGAAAAUCCUGAAGUAGAAAGUGUCAAUGACUAUCUUGAAUCACUCAAAUUCACAAAGAAUUCAGAAAGAGCAAUGAUGUAUAUCAAUGUUGGCCUAACACAAAUAUGUGACUACUUUAUCGAUGGAUCUAUAACUAAUUAUAUUAUUAGUGCAAACAGUUCUGAUGAAUCAACCUCAAUUUUGUUACAAAUUUUAACUUUCUUCCCCUAUGCUUCUCGAAACAUGAAUGUUCUCUUUAAGAAGUUAGUUAAUAAGAAGAAAUUGAAAAUUGCAGACAGAUUCUUGAUCUAUCAAACAUAUAGAAUCAAACUAAGAAGAUUAGUUUCUGAUUCUAAGGACACAAUUGAGAUCUUUAACAUGUUAAACAAAAGGACAGAAGAAUGUAAGAACUUAAUAAAUGCAUUCUAUGACAGUCCAAAUAACUCAUAUACUUAUGUUUCUUCUCUUGGAUUAAUUAUGAAUGAUUUGAAUUCGAAAUUUGAAUCCGUAAUCAAAGAAAUACCAAACAAUGUCAGGAUUAUGAAUUUAUACUCCGAAUUCUUGACAGAGUGUUUAUGUUAUUUCACUCAUUCAGUUAGAAUUAAGAUUAAAUCAGAUGCUAUCUCUGAAGGAAAAAAUUUCAAUGUUGAUGUCAGUUUCCAUUCCUUAGUUAAUAAAUUCCCAAGAUUAUUAAAGGACAAGCAUGUAGAUACAAAAGGCAACAGAAUAUCAAAGAAGAAUGGUGAUUCAAAUGCAGAUGGAAGUACAAAGAAAUCUGGUUCCUCAUCAGUUAACAAUUCCUCCUUAAAUUCAUCUGAAUAUGAUGUUGAAUUGCAAGAAAGUGUUUGCCAGAAAACAAUUCGCCAGGCAACUGCAAGAUUGGCACUGCAUAAUGCUAUUGUUGAUUCUCAACCAAAAGAGAUUGCAUAUAUCAAGAUCAUAACAACAUGUUUGUUGGUCCUGAACUUUAUUGACUUCUUAGUUCUUUACUUCUUUGUUAUAUCUCGUUUGGAAUGGAGAAAGAAGAGCUAUGAGAAUGUUGGAAAUCUUGGUUAUUCAACAUUCUAUCAUAUUUAUUCCAACUUGUUCUUAUUGAUCGAAUUUUCAGUUGAUACAGGAAGGUAUGAUGAAGGCACAAAAUAUAUUGGUGACAUAUCAAUUGAUUCAACAUUUACUCUAUCAAUUCUUCCAAGAAAUAUUACAACACCAAUGAAGGCUUAUACAUGCACAAACAGGAGUAACAGUUAUUUGGGCGACUUAAUUGAUAGUUUUGCAGUUCUUUGCGAAGGGAGAAAUCCAUUUGAUAUUUCCAAUACUUUGGUAUCAGGAAAUUCUGUAUAUAAAGUAUGUGUUGAUGCAAAACCAAUGGGAAAUAUUUCGGCAUCAUUAAAGAAUCAAAUUGUUACGUCCAACUACUUAUCUGCAAACAUUGCAGGUACAAUGCAAUCAGGUAUCAGAUAUCCAAACAUUUUUGCUGAUAAUGAUUACUGUCAGAAAAUGUUGAAUGAUGGGUUGGUAAUUGGAAACACUUUUAGCGCUUUGGAUGAACUAUUAGCAUUUUAUCUUAGGUUAUCAUCACAUAAUAAGUUGUAUUUCCUUAUUAUUACAGUUAUUAUCCCUGCUAUUGUUUUUGUCUUAACAGUAACUAUCUUUUCUCUCAUAAUUUAUUCAUACCAAAGAAGAGAAAGUAAAUUAUUCAAAGCUUUGCAUAAUUUACCAAACCCAAUCAAAGAUGAUUCCAAAUCUCCACUAUUGUUUAAGAAUGAAGAUUCUGAAUCAAAUGCAAAUAACAAAUUAAAGACAACAAAUAUCAUGAAUCAACUUCCUUUCUUCAUCUAUUUGUUCUUAUUAGUUGUUAUUGCUGUUUUCGUCUCAGUUGGAUUUAAUGCUAUCAAGUUAGAUUCAUUGCUUACUACAAUCUUGAACUGGUUCUACUUCUCGUGCUCAAGAAUUGUUAUUGCAAGCCAACUUGGAAACAAUGCAGUCCAAAUGAUUUUGAUGAAUGAUUCAUUACCACAACAAAUCACUGAUUUCGAAACAUUAAAAGAUAAUGCUGUUGAAGACUUAGAGAAAAUGAUUUUGGAAAACAAGGAACUUAUGUAUGGAACUGAUACUCAACCAGGAAGUUUGAAUUUUGAUAAAAAAUUAGAUGAAUAUCAAUUGCAAGGCAAUUGUGAAAUUCCUGGAACUCCAACUUCUAUUCAUGAUAUGUAUGCGUGCACAAGUAUUACUCAACAAAUGAUUAUGUAUAGAAACAUGGUUAAUAACAUAUUUAAAGAUCCUCAAUCCUUCCAAGGCACAUUAAAUGGAGAAGUUGCCUCAAACAUGAUUCAUAUUCUUAGAUUCCACAUUUACCCUGCAAUUAUUAAAGUCACUAAGAGAAUUGGAGAAGUAAUGGAAGAAACAUAUGAUACAAGAAUGGCCGAUCAACUUAUAUUAGUUAUUGUUGGUCUUGCAUGUUCUGUUGUAUGUUUUAUUUUGCCAUUCCUCUUCAACAGACUCCUAUUGCUCGAAUACAAAACUGUUAUGGUUUUAAUCAAGAGAUUACCUCCAAAAGUUGUUGCAGAAACACCCGAAAUUUUGGAUUUCUUCUCAUGCAGAAAGAAAACAAAGAAGGAGGGAAUGAGUUUGUACAAAUCAAUUGUCUUCCAGACAAGCGAAUGUAUCAUAAUAACAAAUCAGAAUGCAACAAUAGAGAUUGUUAAUGAUAGUGUUGCAGCUAACCUCGGUUUCUCUCCAGACCAGAUGUUAGGACAACAGGUAACUAACUUCAUCAACGGAAAUGACUGCCAGAAGAUCAAUGAGCAGAUUGACCUCAUGAUAAAUAACAAUGGUCCUAGAAUCUGGGAGGAUCAUAUCGAGAUGAUCAAUGAUAAGAACGAGAUGAUUCCUUUUGCAGUUACUAUGAUCGGAAUCUCUGAUGCUAACUCGAACCAAGUCACAUCGAUUGUCCUAAGCUUCACUAAUGAAAGUGAAGUUAUCGAGAAGCGCAAGGCAGCAGACAUAGCAAAAGCAAAAUCAGAGAAACUACUUUAUCAGAUAUUGCCGAAGGACAUUGUUGUCAGAUUGAACAGAGGUGAAACAGACAUUUCAUUCACAAUUCCAUCUGCAACAAUAUUCUUCAUCGAUAUCGUUAAAUUCUCAGUCUAUGCUUCAAGUCUGACACCAUCUGAGAUUAUGACAAACUUAUCCACUGUUUUCGCGGCCUUCGACCAGAACGUAUCUAAAUAUGACCUGAUCACGAAGAUCAAGCUUAUUGGUGAUGUCUAUAUGGCAGCUGCAGGUCUCUUCCAAGGAGAAGAAGAUGACCCAACGAAGCACGCAGAUCAAUCAAUCAAAUGCUGUCUAGACUGUAUAAAGUCUAUGGAUGAGAUAAACUCAAACCUCGAAUCAUCAAUUGAAGUCCGUAUUGGUGUCAAUAGUGGAGGUCCUCUGAUUGGAGGUGUCCUUGGAAGUGAUAAGCCAACAUUCGACAUCAUUGGUGAUACGAUCAAUGUUGCAGCAAGACUUCAGUCAACAGAUAUCCCUGGACGUAUUCAGAUCUCAGAAGGAACAAAGUCUCUUAUCGACGGACUCGACUAUAUCAUUGAAGAACGAGGUGAGAUCUUCUUGAAAGGAAAAGGAAACCGCAAGACUUUCUUUGUUUCACAUCCAAACAAGAACAAUAGCAUCGAAAACUCUCUCUUAUUGAAUUUGAGCCUUCAAUCAGAAAACUAA